GAUGACACACUGUCUUUUAUGAAAUCCGAAGAAGAGUUGAAAAACGCACUGAUAAAGGUAAGAAGAAUUACGCGAUUAUAAAAGUUCACGAUACCCAGCAUCAUCGAUGGGAUAAAAGCUAUGUCACGUGGUAUUUCAGGAGGCAAACAAGUGAUAAAAUUUCCCAAAAGGAGUAGUCGCGGUCGAGUUUGUUUAUCAUUAUUGUUUGCUGUGAGGACAUCUGUAGUCUCUACUGCGCCGUAACAACGGCGACUUCUACCCAUAAUUUUCCAUUUAUGUCUUUUAGAUGAAAAGUUCCUCAUGCUCUGUUGUCUAUCUAGAAUUAACAAACUCAACCGCGAUUUCUUGCAUUAGCAAAUUUUUUUCACUUGUUUGCCCCCCUGCGAAGAUGGGAAACAGGCCGGUACAUAGCUUGUAUCCCAUCAGUCCUAAGCUCGUGCGGGAUCGAGGGUAACGUGAAUAAGGUCUAGAAACAAUCUUGAGUAUAACACUUUGGCAGAUACGAUAUACGUACAUACAACAUACAAAUGGUCGCUGACUGUUCUUUUUUGCAGGAUUUAGGUUUACGCUUUGGCCAAGCCUUUAAAUUCAGCAGACAUUGGUUCAACAAAUAUCAUAAAGAGACAGGUUAGGAGGAUCUUAGCUGCGAUAAACGUGGUCAUUUUAAACUUUCAGCUGGUUCUUUGACUCUUGGUUACAACAGAGAAUGACAUAAAUGGUCACUGGUUAAUGGACGUUACCAAAUUGUUUGAAAUUGGCCAUUUUCCACAUAAAAUGGUUGAAUUUACCAAUUCAGCAUAAAGCACGUCUGUAAACCGAAGAAAAAAGCAAUUCUCAUGUUGACGUCCGCUUUGGCCGUUUUUGGUCCAUAUGGACCCAUGCAUAUUAUUCUUCUUGUGAUUAAGCUUUAUAUUUAAGCUACUAGGUAAUUUACAAAAUCAGCGAGGAUAGAUCUUUCCAUCUUUAGGGCUAAACUUUUGCUAAGUUAACCAUUUUUUUAAGAACCUGUUUAGGCUAGCCUGCAUAGAAAAAUCCAGGUUCUCAGUCGCGGGCUUUUGCUGUCUUCCCUGGGUUUAGUUACAAUAAGGCAAAUAAUAGGUUUUUGAACAGUCUUAGAAAGAACAACGUUGAAGCCGAAGUUGAAUUUACCUAAAAACUUAUGGAAAGGGCUAGGGUCACAUGUUAUUGAUGUAUCAGUCCAGAAAUACAAUUUGCUAAUUUGUGUUCCUAAAUUUUUCGGAAUUUCGGAGGGUCGAUGUGUCACUCUAGUGGUAAGGGAGCUCGAGAGAGCUUAGGAUACGAAAGGUCCGGGUUCGAGGUCCAGUUUUCUUUUUAAUGGAAACACUCUCAAUAAUAAUUGUCCUAAAAAUGGCAGCGACCGUUUACUAAAGGGAAAUUUGCGGCGACGCCAUAAUUUGGCAUGUAUAACGUAUUUGUCGUGGUCUUUGAACGAGAAAAAUAUAUCUAUUACGACUUCACUCUUACCUCUGUCUACACUCAUGUCUAGUUUGCUUUUUAUAUGCUUUCUUUUUUCGAAAAUAAAUGCCGAUCAUCGCAACCAAGCAGGUACCUCGACAACAGGUGGUUCCAGAGAGGAGAAGGCAGACGAAACAGAGACGACGCCCAUUGCUACAAAUGAAAAGUUCGCACGAGAUGAACAGAUUGAACGUGAAAUCAGGAGCGAUGAAUGUUCCGUGGAAGCUGGAAAGGGGAGUCAAGAAUUCGAAGUUCCAUUGCCGGCGGGUGGGUAUCUUCAGUAUACUACUGAAUUAAAGUGUGCAAUACUACCUUUCAUCUUCGGUGGGAAUUUUAAGUGCAAAGUUAAUUAGCUUUAAUUCUUCUAGAGUUGUGUCUACAGUUAUGAUGAUCUUCUUUACUUUUAAUUGUUUAAGAAACUUUCACAUUAAAAAUACAAAAAUUUGAAAAUAAUGAAAAUCACCUCAUUUUUUACUCUUUUCCCGUUCCCUUGUUUUCUUUCUUCCUUCUUAUUACUUGCGCACGUGAUAUUAUUGCAAACAUUGUAAUGUUAUGUUCUACUAAACUAGAUAAAAAAGCCGAAGAUUUAAAUGCCGAUCACGCCGAACAUUAUAAAGAAGAUCUGCUGGCAAGCGAAGGGACUCUCGUGUCAAGUGUAAAUGAGCAUAGACAUCUAGCUGAAAACCGUGGAGAUACCAGCACCAGUAGAAAAAGAGAGACCGACAACGACCAAGAUGCGAGACACGAACUGACAGAGGGAGCUGCCGGUUAGUAAAAAAGCUUUUGAAUUUGCAUUCUUCUGUUUUUUUUUGUAUUGUUUUGGAUUUUAGUUAGUUUAGUCCCCGAUUAUAGAACAUAUUUUUGGUUUCAUAACAACACACUGGAACUCGUCAAGCGAGAACAUGGGUUCAUUGUUUAUUUCCAUAUUAGUGCUUGUAUAGCAAUGCUAUCACUGAAUAAAAAUAAUCGACUAACUCCAAUUCAAAAUCAUCUUUUAAAUGAUUAGUCAUAAUUGUGACAGCCAUUGCCGAAGUAGCCUGCGUACUGAAGAGUGUUGUGACUCUUUGUUACCAAUAUCCCUCGCGUUUCCCUUCCCCCCAUCCCUACCCUUUUCGACGCCUGCGGGGCAGGCUAUUGCCGAAGCCGUGUUACUAAGUGUCCAACAACCUUAAUUUCUGUUACUUGAUGGAUUAAUGAUCAAGUUUUACGACGGAUAAAAAUCGUCUGUAGUUGCUCAGAUCACAUCAUUAUCUCACCUAAUGCUUUUCAGUCACAUAUUUUAGGUUUUGGCAUGUUUCUGUUUCUAUUUAAACCUAGAAUAGUCUAAUGGUCAAAAAUUUAUAAGUUACCAGAUGGCGCUCUGAGGGCGAAGGUAAAAGAGACCAGAUUUGCGAAUUCUCACAGACGGUAAACUCUAAGACAGGCAAACUUGCCCUCAAAAUCAUGUUGAGGCAAAAUUGCCCAUUUCUUUCAUUUUUUUUCUCCCGGUCAAUUUCGUUUUGGUAAAAAAGACCAUUUUUUGGCAUUGUUUUUUCAAGUUUUGCCGAAGACCAGUAAGCGAAUGUUCAUCGAUACUAUUGGAAAGAUCGCCUUAAAAUUAUUAAACUGGCGAACCAAGUUUAAAGGUCCAAAGUGAGCGAAGAUAUAGCUCUACAAAGUCGCUAGAUUUUACAGACGUUAGUAUAGUGGGAGCACGAACUUACCCCACACCAUACAAACGUCUGUAAAAUUACAACAAAUCAAUUUCAAUCUUGGCAAGUUUACUGAUUUUAGGGUGUUCUUCCCAGUAGUGGAUUUUUUGAAAAAUGUCUAUCGUCCAGUUUCGGCAUUUAUUGAAUUGCGUUUUUUGUUGUUGAAUAGAUCAAGGGGACCAAAGUACAAGUGUUGAUACAGUUGACGAUUGUUACAAACAAACCAUCGAAGUGAUUGUAGCCGGUAGCCAAGAUGACGAUAGGCCCAAUUCGUUGACAUGUAGUGUGUGUGAUGACCUGGAAGCCGAUAAGAAAGACGCAAAUCACAAGAAGGUUCCGGAUCCAUCGAAAGGAAGUGGCCACCUUUCAAAUGCAGAUGACGAAAUGACGAACUGGAAUGAGCUCCAAAAGGGGAUUAAUCAAACUAAUCAGAUCCAUGGAAAGUGCAAGAAGGAAAGCCAUAUAUCCUUGGAUGAGAAAAGUAGGUAUAGAGUACUUUUAAGAUAUUGGUCUACCAUUUAGCUUGAACACAUCCUCGGAGACCAAUGGGCAGUCAGUCGGUGCGAGAAAAACGGCGGCACCGUUCUUAAAAACUUUCGUCGCCGUUUUUCCUGACCCUACUGAUCGCUUCUGGGUCUCCGAGGAUGGCUUGAACAAGGUAUACAGUAAAACCUUUUAGAGUCCUUAUUAUAGACAAAUCUGUCAAAUAAUCGAUGCCAAAAAAUCAUCAUAGGAAAUAGUGAGAUCGACCAUCAGUCCGCUCUGGUUUGAUGUAAGCCAUUUUGAAAUCAGUGAGAAUGCAUCCAAUAGUCCUAUUGAUGGUCUCGUUUUUUACAGAGUUGUAUACGCCAUGUAUGUUGAAGCCAAAUUGGCAGGAAUAAUUUCCAGUUCAGUUAGGCUCAGUUCAUACGAGUCGUAAUUGUUGUAACCGGGGCUAUUUGGCAUUCGUUCCAAAAGGUUUGUCGUCAUCUGAUUUUAACUGCUGUUCAAACGAAAACGCAAGAAAGUGUGAGGACGCACAGGAUAAACCAGCUUGUGGCGAUACUUCAAGAUUGAAUUCAGUGUCUGACUUGAACAACAAUUCAGUGCAGAUUACUGCGAGUGAGUUGGUUGCUUCCACCACGGAACCAUCUGAAAGAAAAGAUAAAUCGAUGGCCGAAAAAGAACAGAAAGUAGAGGAGGUUUCUGGCAACAACAAAGAGGAACGUUGUGGUACUACCCUUAAUAAGCAAGUAACUCUAGUGGCAAAGAGUGAACAGGAGAAAGAAAGUCACAAAGAUGCUUCUGCAUUAGCUUCUAAAUGUGAGCAACUUAAUAUUUUAUAUGAAAUUUAUAUAUUCAGCAUUUUAUUUUGACAUGUUAACUUAUGAAAGUUCGACGAGUAUUUACAAAUUGUCAUUUUAUUCCAAUCAAAAUAGGAAGAGCAGAAAUAUUUUGCAGCCCCCUGCAGGAGAUGCAACUUUGUAAAUGAAAUUAGCACUUUGCACAUUCUGAUAGACUUUGUUUUAACUAUUAUUCAGGUAAAACCAGGAUGUUCGGCAUUAAAGGGAAAGACCACUCUUAUCAGAAAGGCUCUGUCCUGGAUGCAGAGGAAAACAGAGAAGUAGAAUUCAAAUCUCUUACUGGUGCACACCCCUCAACACUCCCUUGGAAAAUGAUGGAGAAAGCAAAAAAGUUCAUUUGUGCCUGUUUAAAUGCUGAUAGUAAAGGAAUAAUCUACUUCGGAGUCGGAGACUCACAAGAGCAAUGUUCCAAGUUUAAACGAGGAGAAAUUCUCGGACUCGAUGUUGAAGAUGUCAUUGAUGAUGUUGUUAAAGCUUUCCAAUUUGUUCUUGAUGAUCACAUUAAGAGUGAUGCUGGCCCACUUCAGAAGGGAGGGGAGCAGAAUUGUGUCAGAAUAGAGUUUGUUCCAGUAGUAAGCCAAGAAAGUCGUACAGGUCUUUAUGUCAUUGAAAUUGAAGUGAACCGAGACUGGAAGUUUUGUAAGGACAACGUUUACUAUUGCAAAUCCUGGGCUGAAAAGCGAGGAGUUCACAAAGAUGAAGACACAUUCGUGAAGAAGGCCCUUAGCGACUUCUACAAAGUCCACAAAGAUCAGUAUGACGACGCAGCCAUUAGGACCAAUGGCGCCUCAACAAACGUGAAGCAGCAUGAGGUUAAUCGGCAAGUGAAAGAACCUCUUAUGGCGAAGUACAAGGAAUGGAAGAGGGACACAAAACUUGGUUAGUGUCAUAAAGAUUUAACGUUAUCAAAUUCUUUCUCUAGCCACAAGUGAUAUGACUUAAAAUCAAUUACUAAAUUAUCUUAGAGUAACCCGUGAAUGGAAUGGGGAAGGAAGGUUGCCCAACUCGACCUCUAAAGAAUUCUGCCUAAUGAUUUAAAAGUGGAUGUGGACGACGUCAUAAGAACAAACAGAAAUAUAGAACAAAGACAACAACAAAAAUGACAAAAAAAGUACUUUUCUUCAAAUCCUGGAGGAUAAAGCUCCUGGUAUAAAAAUGUUCCCGUCAAAUAGGCGAGAUGAUUACUAGAAAGCUGAUUGGUACUGCUGAGAGGACUGACUGGUCAAGGCAGUUUGUAACCUUAAUGACUCUAGCCGUUAACGGAAGCGUCGACGAAGUUAAAGAGCCGUUGUCGGUAGACGAGUACCGAGUGUUUUUCUAUUUUAUUCACACUCAAUAAAAGCUUUCUAAGUUGUUUUCUUUUCCUUUAUAACAGGCGCUGAUAUGUCAACAGAAGGUAAGUACAUCCUUCGUGAUUUUGUACAAAGGUUAUAGUGUUGUUUUUUUUUCUGUUUCUCUGACAUCCUCUGGUUUCACCGAACGAAGGACACAUCUAGGUAUUCGUAGCGAACCUAUAAACUAAUUAAGUAUCUACUUCUCAUGGAUCAACUGUGUCCUUGGUGUACUGUUUACCGGCCUGAUAUCUACUUAAACACACACCAUUACCAGUAAACUAUCGCCCUGCAUGCCGAUGGUAGCAAGUUUUAUAUUUGUUAUUGUUAUUGUCAGAAGUCUUAAGUAAUGUUGAUACAGUCUGUCUCAUUCAAAAUAGAUCCUACCAUGGAAUUAUUACGCAUAAACCUGUUCUGUGUUUCAGAUCCUAUCCCAGAUGAUGCAGACGUCAAAAGGCUAAGUACUUUGGUAAGAGAGAGGCUACGGGAAUUGAACUUUAAGGAAUUUAGUUACGUGUUAAUUGCCAACAAGUUGCCCUCCCGUUACAGAGGUACGCCAGAUUUGUCUUUUCUGCAAAACAUCCCGUGGCUUGCAGUAUUUGAUUUGUUUGAUACUGCGUCUAAAAAAGAUGGACUGUACUACAUUUGCAACGAAACAACAGAUGCACUGAGAGCUAAUCUGAGAAACCUCGAAGAUUAUGGGGAAUGUCUGUCUGACUGGAUAUCUGGAAACGACUUCCACAUAUCAACCCGAGAAACGACCUGGAUUUUGGGAAAUGAGGAAAUGUUGAAAGAAGACUGGAUAAAAUGUUCCCGGGACUGUUUCUAUCGCGCUCUUUCCACGUAUAAACGCUGUUGUCCCCUCGGACGGCUUUUAUGCGUCUUUCUUGUUCUUGAUGAAACCAAUGUCCAGGAGAUGGUCGAUAUGAUGGAAUGUUGUUUUAGUAUCCUUGGAAAAUCUGCAAGCAACAGCAUCACUAUCAUGAGUGAAAACAAGCAUGUGUCUGAGGCCUUUAUCAAAGCUUCUAAGCUGCAGAGGGAAAUUAUAGAAUGCUCCAUCCCUGGGAUUCCGUGGAAAUUGUUGAAAGAAGUCGUCCGUGAAAUGGUUGGACCAACCAAGUUUGACGAAAGAGGAGCUAAGACGGAACUCCCAUAUUUUACUGGUCUCAAGGAAGUUUUCAACAAAAUUAUUAACUCUUGGAAUGAUUUAGAAGUCUACAGUCCAAAUCCCCGGCUGCCGAGUUUACUGGAAGAUAUUGAGAAAGAAAGAAAUGCCUUUUACAAGGGUGCACAAGCUAGCCAAACUAAUUUGUUUCACAAUCAUUGUAUUCCAAGAUCACUAGAAGACGAGACGCUUUUAAGAACUGGGCAAGCAUUGAAGUCGUUGUCUAAGCCAAUUAAGGACCUCACUUGUCACGUCAAAACUGUCACUGUUACCUACGAACCGGGGUCUGGGGCAACUACUAUGUGCAGAAGAAUCUUGUGGAGCAAGCGCGAGGAAUACCGCUGCGCAGUAGUCAAGGCAAUUACACCCAGUACUGAUUUUCAAAUCGAACAACUUCAGGGGAUCAUGUAUGACGAAGAAAACUUUAAAUUUUCCCCUCCCUGUAUAGUCCUGGUCGAUAACUUCCCCGAAAACGAGACAAGACGCUUAACGGAGAAGAUCUUGAAAAGGCAGACUAAGUGCGUCAUUCUUUCUACUUGUCCAAUCGCAAAGUCUAGCGCCGACUCCGAUCACGACUUGUCCUUGCGACAACUGGACGAGAAAGAGAUGAGUCGCGUGAAGAAUAUUUUGAUCACUAUUACAAGUGACAACGAGCGAAGAAGGGGCGCACAAGAGGUUCUUGAAAGAGAGAAACGAUUCAUUUGGUUUGGACUGGAGUUAUUUGGACGCAACUACGACAAGAUUGAGGAGAGGCUUCAAAAUCACAUCAGGAGCACACUUGAGUUGUUGGACGAUUCUAAAGACAGUCAUGAAAUGGUCCUAAAUUUCUGUUGCUUUCUUCAUUAUUACAGUGAUAGCCGAGCAAUUCUUCCCCACCCAGUUGUCAGUGAUUUUCUCUAUGAAGCCAGCAAUGAGUCUGAACAAGAUUUCGCCUUAAUGCAGCGCAUUCAUGACAUUUUUGGAGGACUUCUCCUUGAAGGAUUUAAUGAAAAAAAUGGUUACUUUGGAUGGAGGCCGGCACACUCUCUCGUCAGUGAAGCCGUUACAUCAAAACUCAACAUCGAAGACACAGCUAUCGCUUUACUAGACGCAACUAACAAAGGAAAAGCCUAUGUAAACAAGUAUUUGAAGGAUGAAGUUUUUAAGGUGUUCUUGGCACGUAAGAAAAUUUCCGACGCAGUUUUUCUCGAGGAUAAAGGAACAGAUGAUGGAAGCAUUGAAUCUGACUUUGAGGACGAGGUACUUGGGUUUUACGAAGUUAAAACAAGGUAUUCUCCUUUGGUAUUGGAUAUCCUGAAAGCAGAUGAUGGUAUUCAAAGAGCCCUCCGAUUAUUCACCACAAUCUGUGAAAUGGCCUUUGAACAUGAGAAUAAGGCUUACGCUUGGCAGCAGCUUGCACGAUUCAUGGGAUACGAAAUGCGUGGAAAUGAAAUGGAUGACAAGAACGAGCAACAUAACCGUCUUCAAGCAGCCAUGAAUAAAGAACAGGACCCCAAGUUACCCAUGCCUAAAACGGGUAUUGAAGCAGCACAUAUGGCAGUUGAUAUUGCCAUAAAGCAGCAACCCAAGAGAAGUCAUCACUAUGGUACCAAAGGAACUCUGUACCUUCUGCAGCUAAGAGAUUUCAAACCAAAUGCAGAGCGACCUUCCGUUCUUGCCUCAGUGCCUAAAGUGAUCGACAUCUGCCGCAAAGCAUUAGAAGUCUAUGACAUAGCACUAAGCACAACACAUCAACUUGAUUACUACUCGAUGAUUGGAAAAAUUCAAGCCAUCGUUUCACUUUUUGAAGUUGUCAAAGGAUUGCCUUUCUUUCGAUCAGAUAUUGAGAGCAUUACACAGUAUCUGAAGAAAGGUGAAAUUCCGAAAGAAAUGGAAGACGUACUCACUAAGAAACAAAACAACUACAUUAAGACACUAAGUACCACAACACUUGGUCUUCUCAACAAAGUCUUUGGAGAUGUUAAGUUCAGGCACAUGACCACCUACGACGAGAACGCCAUCAGAGUUUUAAAUGACGCUAGAAUAAGGGCGUCAAAACUACGACGAACUUUUUAUGAACUAACCGGUUUUGACAGAAGUGAAAUCAAUGAUGUGGAAGUUCCGAUGCCUUCCCAAUCGCUAACAAGGGAUGAGAUAGCUUUUUACCAACAGUUUGCCCAAGAUAUCUUGUUUAAGAACAGUGAAACUCCAUACAGUACUUGGGUGAACAUAAAUGACGAACGAGCUUCCCUGAUUUACAACGCGCUUAAGGUACUUUGCUCGAAUGGAAAGGGAAGCCAUGACGACAUGUUAAUCUGCUGCAAAGCGUGCCUUCGUUUAAAAGAGAGGCCAUCAGUAAUGGAACUCGACAAAAUUGUGAGCAUUUGGGUUUCAAAGUGUCCGACAUCAGCGUGGGCCAAUCUAUACAACUACAUGAUUCAUUUUCCAGUUCCCGAUAAAUGCCUAGCCACCUUCAAUCAUGAAGCUAACGAAUCGAUCAAGAAAUGUAAUCAGAUUGUUCUGGAAAAAACGGGAAAAGGAUUUCGCAAAUCUAGUGCUGACUAUUUCCUUGGGAAGGGAACUGGUCUGUACGCCAUUGCAAACAGCCUACAGUUCCCAGCGCUGGAUACCAAAGGGGAAACUAAGACUGACUUUUGGAGAAGUAAGGAGGUGUCAGAGAAGCUGGAACGAGUACGUGGUCAAAAGGACGUCAAUUCUAAUGGUGUUAUAACAUACAAAGGAAUUCAGCUACGCUUUGACGAAAAACGCUAUCCAAAGCAGAGCAAAGAUGACUUGUGGUUUUAUGUUGGAUUUUCUGUCUCUGGCCCUUAUGCAUAUGACCCAGUCGACAAUGAUACAUACACCAUCUUGUGUUCCAGUGCCAGCGAAAGUGGAGAAAGGAAACUAUUUGAAUUAAAGAUGAACGCUCCAAAGAAAGCAAAAAACUUCUCUCUUUCGUCCAAGUGCUUCAAUACCCAUGUCCAAAGUGCGAAGUUAUCCUGGGAAAGUGUUGAUAGCGUUAAUGAGCCAACUACAUCAAGUCAUGCCUCGUACUCGUCUGCCCUGCAACUUAAGAGCACUCCACCAGAAGAGCAGACGUCAAAACCCCCCCUCACCAGUCAGCAAAGUGGUCCCUGGAAUUUAAUGUGUGUUAAACAUCGAAAAUGGAAGUCCGUCGAGGGCACUCGUGGUUUGGAUAAGCGCACCUUCCAAGCCACAUGUGUUGACAAAAAAACAGGGAAGCUUCAUCAUGGUGCAGGGGUACUUUCCGCUGAAAAGUCAAGGGAAUGCGAUACUCAUACAAGCGAAGGCUGGGACAUCAACAUUACAAGCCGCUGUCCCUUCGCUCAUUCUUGGAUGGGUGAUACUCUUCAGUACGUGUGUUAUAAGUGCACUCGAGACGGCAAACAGAUAUGCAGAGAAAAGCGGAAUCAUGAGCAGUUUAUUUGGAACUUGGGGCCUUACUACACUGAGGAAGGAACAGUGUGGAAAGAAACACCCCACGAAUGCCCGGAGAAAACGAAAAAGCCAUCGAGGAAGAAACAGUUCAAAUAAAGGGCUUUCAACGGCAGUCAAGUAUUUUAUGGAGCAUUUGUUGCAAACGAUUUAAAUAUCCAAACAAAACAAAAACGGCUACGACAUUGGAAUACGUACUUAUUGAAAAUUAGAUUUGUUUACACACUGAAGAACUACUUAACUAGGAAAGACCCAACAGUUGUUUAAUUUUUAAGACACGAAGCUUAUUAGUGAUCAUAAUUUUGUGUAACCGAAGUACCGCAUUUGCUACAAGCACAAUUGAAGACAGGAAGAGGCCAAUGAGGGAAGGCUUCUGAUAGUCAGGUUCAGUUACAAUAGCUAGCCAUAAAGGGAGGAAAUUACGAUUUUUUCAAAUUGUCUGUUGCUUGUCAAUACUGGCCUUGAGCUGCCCUCAGAGGAAGGAAGAGGUUACUCGAAGGAAUCUGCGUCUCACCGCCAAACGGUCAGGAACUUUCAAUGACCACGACGGGCCGGAUUUAUGUAGCAUACAAUCAUAAAGAGACUUUCUUGAGGUUUGUAAAGUUUAACUGCUGCUGCGUUGUGGUACUGGACUUGAUGUUGAUCAGAUCUGCAACUUAUUGCACUUUGUUGCCAGCAGACGAGGUUGCCCAUUGAAUGCAAAGGAUCAACUCACUAUUUGACACCGACGUUGGGAUGGUCAGCUUGUGGACAACAGUCUUUCAAAUCUGUUUGCCAUGUCGAUGUGGGGGUUUUGGCUGAUGAUAUCCGGUGUAAAGAAAGUUGUUGUUGGCUGCAGGGCAGGACGUUAAGAUUUCAAGCCAACCUAUCACGCGUUUUCGUUUUUUGUUUUUGCAUUCACCCUAAAUGUGCGAAACAGUUUUUGCCCUCAAAUUGGUUUUUUGACUUUUGAAACUAUCUUGCUUUUUGAGAUCAAAGAAAUCACUGCACUCAGUGGCCCUGCUGCAUUUUAUUCCAAGCUAUAUGAAAUUUUUAUCAGCUCCUUCGUCGUUGACUCAGCCGUGGAAUGUCUAAUUUUUACUCUGUCGGCUUUAAAUUUAUUAGUAUUUGAGCUUCACUUCAUUAAAGCGACUGUGCCGCAUACGUUGCUCAAGUAGUGCUAGAAUAUUAUCACUCUUUUCAGUUUUAAAUACCUCAGAACAAAAGGCCGUUGGACAGCUUGUCCCAAGAUUCCUGAAUAUUCAAAACAAAGUUUCUUAGAGACGUCAGCCCCGUGUUUAUUUUUCUAAAGGUAAACCUUGACUCCAGAUAUUUGCUCAUUUUUGCAGGAGAAAAUAGCAUGACGAUGAUGUUAAGUAUUUUAGUAUUGCAUUGUUUUGAAUAAUUUUUUUAUACUUUCUAAUUCCUUUCAGUAUUUUUACAGUCAACUCUCUCUCUACGGACCUCCCACUCUAAGAUGGACACCUGGUGUUGGUCCCUGCCGUUUUUCAGUCAUUUUACUGUAACUAUACUCUCUAUAAGACGGAAACUUCUUUGAGACGGACGACAGACACUUUUGAAACCGUUAACAGACAUUUGAGAGGUGAUUUAUGUCCAGUGAAAAAUACCUCAAAACGGAAAUGUAGGUGCUCUGCAUGACAGUUUCUGCUACAAUAUCCCAGUUUUAGCUGUUAGGAGAAGUUAAACCGACGUCGUUUCAUUGCGAAUGGGUUCUUGGGUUGUGAUGAUUUCUCACAAUUACUGUUGUCACGUUACCUCGACGCCUCACUAAGACAGACAGUCAGGGCCGGCCCUCUUAGAGAGAAUUGACUGUAUUAUCUAUCAGUGGAAAGUCCUUCUAUUCGAAGUAAACGAAUUGAACUUCCUUCCUGUUGCUACCACUGCGCACGUAUUCCGUGUCUGCUUUGUAACCACACGUUUUUGAAACCUGAUUCCUUGUAAGUUUGUCCUUUUGGAAGCAUCUGCUUGUAGAACUUAAAACAGUCGGUAAGUUUUCUUGUAUUUCGGACGUUUACUUUCGAACUUUUAAACAUUGAACUUAUUGUAAGCUCAUAUUUUGGUUUUAGAAAACCUCAACUCGUGCGUGGGAUAUACGGUAUAUAAUUCAUUUGCAC
Messenger RNA from Porites lobata, 12555 nucleotides. The record is from the annotation of a GenBank genome assembly. NCBI's taxonomy places the organism in Eukaryota, Metazoa, Cnidaria, Anthozoa, Scleractinia, Poritidae.